This is a messenger RNA of Paracoccidioides lutzii Pb01, 441 nucleotides long. RefSeq lists its product as hypothetical. The coding region runs from base 1 to 441 and encodes 146 amino acids. The transcript has a single exon. The record is from RefSeq and is a predicted model, not a curated record.
AUGGUGGCAAGCAUAAUCGUUGGUAGUUACAAUCAGAAUUCACAGGAGUAUCCGAGUGUUGAUGGGUACAGCGGUCAUAGUUGCAAGCAUUCCAUUGCUUGGAAAGCGGAUGGCUGGGUACGGUGGCUGGAGGGUUUGCGGGUGGCCGACAAUAAGCGCAUGCGGAGUAUGUGUAUGAUUUUGGAAGAGCGGAGGUUUACUAUCGGACGCUCCUCACCCUCCUCAUUGAACAUUGGCGACUAUGGAAAUCACAACGACGAUUGUGGCGAUGAUGUGGAUGGCGACGACGGUUGGCAACUCCUCUACAAGCCCCAAUGUACACGUUUCAAUUCCCGCGCGACGGCAUGUUCGUCUGAGCACGUGUGUGCUUCGAAAGACACCCACUAUGGUCCCAGGAAUCUGCCAAAGAGCUCUCGGAAGCGUAUGGAAGCAUCUGACUAA